UUAAUUUUGGCCGAUAUCGUCUUCAUUUUUCACAUUCCGCCUCCGCUUCAUUAUUUUCUGAAACCCUAACCUCAGCCGUGUUUUUUUGUCUCCACCGCCGUCGAUUUUCACAGCCCUCGAACUACUUCGUCCUCCCUUAACUCAGCUGGAUUUGAAGAUCACUAGGAAUUGAUUUAUUCUCUAUCGAAGAGCUAGCGUUUGGAGUGUUGCGAUGCAUCUGCGUUUUGAAGGGGAUUGAAAUAGCGUUUGUAAAUGCGAUAGUACUCGGGAAGGAAUAAUAAUUCAAUAGGAGAUCUUAUUGCAAUUCGAUUGCUUUCGAUGACAAUGAAACGAUGGUAUGUUUCCUCUAUGUGUGCUUAUUUCUUAUGAACUGUUCUUAGGAUUUUUUACACUGAAGUUCCAAACUAAGUUAGUAAACGCUGUGGUGAAAGUUUGAGCAAUGAGUGAUUAGGUCUAUGAAUUGUCCUUAUGGUUUUUUACACUGUAAGCUCCAAACUAAGUUAGUGUUAUUUCGUUUAUUGAGUUUUGGGGCUUUUUGUUUCACAGCAAAAGUUGUGGUCAGAGUUUGAGCAAUGAGGAUAGGAUCAGUCAGUUACCUGAAGCUUUGCUUCUGCAGAUAUUAUCUUUACUUCCAACAAAAGAAGUGGUCGCAGUGAGUGUUUUGGCUAAACGAUGGAGGUUUCUUUGGAAGAUGGUGCCGAGUCUUGAGUUUUUUUUACUAUUUCACAAAUGAUCUUGAGAGGUUUUCAUAUAAUGUCAGCAAGUGUUUGUUUUCACAUCAAGCUCCGUUUCUACAGAGUUUGCAUCUCAAUAUGAACUUUGGGUGUGACCCUCGUAUAAUGGAUUUUGAGAUAUUGAUUGGAAUUGCGUUUGGACGCCAACUGCGUAAGUUGGUACUCAAAGUUUACUCUGGGGAUUGGUUCAAAUUUCCUACAAGUUUGUAUAACUCCGAAACUCUAGAGACCUUGGAACUCUACCAUUGCAUUCUUAUAGAUGUCCCUUUUCCGGUUUGUCUCAAGUCCCUUAGAACUCUAAACCUUCACGAAGUGGAGUUUGUAAACGAUGAAUCAGUUGUUAACCUUUUAGCUGGUUGUAUUAGCCUGGAAAAUUUGGUGAUUCAUCAAACUACAGAUCUUAAUGUGAAGACUUUUACUAUUGCGGUACCAUCCUUGCAGAGGUUAACAGUUAUUGUUGAGUAUUAUGAAGAGUUUUCUGUCUUUGUGGUAAAUACUCCAUCUUUGAAAUACUUGAAGAUUGAAGGUAUUAUUGUAGAUGAUAGGACUUGUAUAAUUGAGAAUACACCUGAGCUGGUGGAGGCAAGUAUUAUUGAUGUGUCUUUUAAAGUCUUUGAGAGCAUUCUUGGAUCCCUUGCUUCAGUCCAACGUCUUUCCUUGAAGGUUUCACUCGUGGAGAUUUUUUCACUUCCUCCUAUCAGUAAUACCUUUUAUCACUUGACAUAUUUGGAGCUAUCCACAUAUAAACCUAAGUGGUGGAAUCUGCUUACGCUCAUGCUCGACACUUCUCCUAAUUUACAAGUCCUCAAGAUCUUCGAUUUCAUGACAUCUCAGGAACAGAGGCCUUGGGAGAAAUGGAAUGAACCGAAGAAUGUUCCUGAAUGUUUGUUGCUCCACCUCGAAACAUUUGUGUGGACAUGUUAUGAAGGGAAACUAGAAAAUGAGAUAGAGCUGGCGAAAUAUAUCCUAAGGAACGCUAGGCGUUUGAAAAAGGCAACUUUCUCCAUAAUUGAAAUUAAUCCGGACAAGAGAGUUGAGAUGGUUGGUGAGCUCAAAAGCGUGGUCAGGGCUUCAAAUUCAUGUCAGCUUGUGUUCAUAUGAAACUUAUAUGUUUGUGAGAAUCUUUUGUUAUCUUUAGUGUUCUGUUAUUUUAACUGAUUAGGAAAGACCAGUCAAAUUUUCCGACUUAGUUGAGAGUUUAAUGUUUGUAACCAAAUUUUAAGCUAAGGCGUUUUUUUGUGAAGAGAUUGUUGUUUGGAUUUUGAAUAAUUUUCCGGUACAUUAAAACCGAAAUUAAGCAAAAUCGAAAUUGAG
Messenger RNA from Arabidopsis thaliana (thale cress), 2048 nucleotides. Its product is annotated as FBD / Leucine Rich Repeat domains containing protein. NCBI's taxonomy places the organism in Eukaryota, Viridiplantae, Streptophyta, Magnoliopsida, Brassicales, Brassicaceae. The record is from RefSeq and is marked reviewed. The coding region runs from base 813 to 1835 and encodes 340 amino acids. The transcript has 3 exons.